Messenger RNA from Fukomys damarensis (Damara mole-rat), 2372 nucleotides. RefSeq names its product solute carrier family 1 member 5 (gene Slc1a5). The transcript is spliced from 5 exons. Lineage: Eukaryota; Metazoa; Chordata; Mammalia; Rodentia; Bathyergidae. Gene Ontology annotation, molecular function: neutral L-amino acid transmembrane transporter activity; L-aspartate transmembrane transporter activity; symporter activity. The record is from RefSeq and is a predicted model, not a curated record. The coding region runs from base 508 to 1278 and encodes 256 amino acids. Gene Ontology annotation, cellular component: plasma membrane. Gene Ontology annotation, biological process: L-aspartate import across plasma membrane.
CAGGUCAGUCUCGACUACAUAGUGAGACCCUGUCUCAAAAACCAAAACAAACAAACAAACAAACUCUGCCAGUGACUAUUCCCAGUUUCCUCACUUAUAAGAUGGCAACAGAGCUGAAUUCCAUGGGUGCUAAGAAUCCAAUGCUGGCACUUCAUUGAUCUUUUUGGUUUUGAACCAGGGACUGAGCCCACAUCCUUCACACUGAGCUACAUCCCCAGCCCUUUAAAAUUAAAUUAAAUUAAAUUAAUUAAUAUUUUUUGGAAACAGGAUAUCAUUAAAUCUCUUAAGUUGCACAGGUUGGGCUUGAACUUGGGAUCCUCAUAUCAGCAUCCUGAAUGCGGGGAUUAUAGGCAGGUGCUACCAUGCUCAACCUUUUUUAUUUUUUGGAGACAGAGUCUUGCUAGGUAGCCCAGGCUGGCCUCAGACAUGCAGUCCUGGGGAUGCGCUCACAAAAGGACCUCACUCGUUAUGACGAUUCCUCGUGAUCAAAGGUUCAGUGUGUUGUAAAUGCCUCAUAGCAAGAUCAUGGAGACGAACUCAGUGCUGCUCUUCACCAGUCUUGGCAAAUACAUCCUGUGCUGCCUUCUGGGCCACGCCAUCCACGGGCUCCUGGUCCUGCCCCUCAUCUACUUCUUCUUCACACGCAAAAACCCCUAUCGCUUCCUGUGGGGCAUCGUGACGCCCCUGGCCACCGCCUUUGGGACCUCCUCCAGCUCUGCCACGCUGCCGCUGAUGAUGAAGAGCGUGGAGGAGAACAACGGCGUGGCCAAGCAUAUCAGCCGCUUCAUCCUGCCCAUCGGCGCCACCGUCAACAUGGACGGGGCGGCGCUCUUCCAGUGUGUGGCCGCCGUGUUCAUCGCGCAGCUCAACCAGCAGCCUCUGGACUGGGUGAAGAUCAUCACCAUCCUCAUCACGGCCACGGCGUCCAGUGUGGGGGCGGCUGGCAUCCCCAUGGGCGGGGUCCUCACCCUGGCCAUCAUCCUCGAAGCCAUCAGCCUCCCUGUCAAAGACAUCUCCUUGAUCCUGGCGAUAGACUGGCUGGUAGACCGGUUCUGUACCAUCAUCAACGUGGAGGGUGAUGCUUUUGGGGCUGGACUCCUCCAAAGCUAUGUGGAACGUUCAAAGCUGCAGAGCUCGGAGCCCCAGCUGAUCCAGGUGAAAAGUGAGGUGCCCCUGGAUCCACUGCCGGCCACCCCAGAGGAAGGGAACCCCCUCCUCAAAAGUCGUCACGGCCCUGCGGGGGGUGCUGCCCCCGGUGAGAAGGAGUCAGUCAUGUGAAGCCCGGGAGGGACGGUCUUUGCCUGCUGGGGCCACGCUGGACAUGAGCUUCAUGAGGGUCGGGUGACAGACAAGCUGGGGCUGGGUGGGGGCUGUGCACUCCCGGGAGCCGGGGGUCUGUUCCCCUCCGGGACAGCAGAUGGGGUGCUGUGCGUGCUGUCUCCCCACGUUUUCAGCACCUGUCUCCCUCCCAAGGUGGUAAUGUCUCCCCCCACCCCAGAGCCAGCUGGCCCCUCAUCUCAGGGUACAGGAGAGUCACCCCAUGGUGUCUGACCCCCUCUGAAGGGGAUGGUCUGGCGGAUGCUGACUGGUGGCUGAGGGGCAUGGUGGAGUGGAUGCCUGUCUGGCGGUGGCCGUGGCUGCGUCACGAUGUGUGUCUGUUGGGACCACCUAACUCUCCAGCACGUCCCAUCUUGUGCUCAGGCCUCGUGACCCUCCCCAGUAGCAAACACUCCCAGGAGCCCUGGGGCCAAGGAGAAACACUGUUACUCCAGAGGACAUUUUUAGCAAUAAAAUUGGGUGUUGAGUAUGUUUAAUUAGGUGUUUUAAAAAUUUACCUAAGGGCCGGGGACUUAGCUCAGUGGCCUCACACACCUGCUUUGGAUGCUCAAGAUUCCGAGUUCGAUCUCUGGUACUGGGAAAAAAAAAAAAAAGAAUUUAUCUAAAAACAUGAGCCACGACAACAAAAAUGUGUGAUUCAUUGGAAGAAAAUCUAUGCAUCAAAACCCACCACUGGGUCAGGCACAGCUGUGCACGCUUGUAAAUCCCAGUUCCUUCCUAGCAGAGGCAAAAGGAUCACAAGUUCAAGGGCAGCCCACGCAACUCAGUGAGACUUUGUGGCUGGGGUGUUGCGUCAGGGUAGCACGCCCCUGCGUUUGAUCCUGAAUACCACCACCAACAGCGACACCUCACUACUGGAAAACCACAAGGAAAUACUGCUCGCUGUACACAUUGGCAAAAACAAGGCCUGUGGUUGUGAAGGAAGGUAGGAUACUGAAUACAGAGGGCAGUGUGGGGCAGCUGGACUCAACUCCAUGAGAAAUGGAAAUUGGUUUAUACAAAAACCAGUAUACAGGCUAGGCAUGAUGGCACAU